CGUUUGUCGCGGGGAGGGGAGGAGGGCGCGGGGCGGCGGCGAGAGGGCGAGAGGGCGAGAGGGCGAGAGUGGGAGUCGGGGGACCCCACCGGAACCCUAACCUCCCCGGGUGCAACCGGUGGGCACUGGGUGCGGGUAGAGUACUGGCUAGUGGAGUAAGGUGGCACAAGCUCCGCAUCCCGCAUUCCGAAUCCCGCCUUGUCGCGUCGUCCCGUCUCCACUCACCACCACGGCCGUGCGACGCGACAUCUCCACCACCACCGCAAUCUCACGACGCGACGACCACGACGGCAGAACCCGCAGCCAUGGCCUCUAUCCCGCGCCCGCGCACGCCUAUCGACGAGACGCUCUGGCGCGACAGCAGCUUCUGCCGGGUGCACGGGGUAACGCAGCACAUGGUGAUGCACUACUUCUACCUCUCGCCCUUCUUCGACAACACCAGCAGCAACGGGCAGCUAACUAUGCAGCUGACGCACAACCCAGCUGCAGCCGCCCGCAUCAACUCACAGGCCGACUUCGACAAGGCGAUGAAGAGCAUGCGGGGCGUCGAGUACGUGAUCGCGGCCGGCAACGAGGCCUCGGGCGUCUGGGUCAUCCGCAAGCAGCUGAGGAAGGCGCCGAGAGAGGUCGUCCUCGCCGGUCAGAAACAGAAGGUGGAGGAUGUUAGCAUCCUCGCGGAUUAUUACAUCGUCGGGGAAAAUAUUUAUCAGGCACCGACUGUGGGCGCGGUGCUGGCGAAUCGCAUGUUAACCAUCACGAACGACCUACGCAACACUCUCAAGCUGGCGAUGUCGUCGACAUCACUCUCAUCCACUCCGCCGCCGCCGCCGCUAGCCGCUACGGACCCGCCUCCAUCCUCGCAGCAGCCCCCUCCGUCCUCACAGUCACAGGCGCGCUCCCAAUCCGCCGCGCCCAGCACCUCCGCCACCACCACCACCACCACCAGCAGCACAAGCAGCAGCACAAGCACCCAGCGCGACGCAAAACUGCUCUACAACGCGCUCAGCCUAUCAGUGCGGCACCACGGCGAGUUCAUGGACGACCACGCGCCGCUGCUGGGGGAUCCUGGGAGUUUGCUGCAGCCUGGUGCGGCGAUUGGUGGUGGUGGCAGUGGCGGCGGCGGCGGUGGGGCUGGAGGAGCUGCUGCUUCAGCGGCAAUAAAACGCGGCGGUACGCCUGUGCCCCCUGCGCCUGCGGCAAAGGGCGGGCUUCUUGGGCAGGUCAAGAAAUGAUGGCAGUGCAGUAACCUGCGGCCUACAUAACCCUUCAUUGUUUCUUGUUUUUUGUUUCUUUGCUUUGCUACGGAGUUAAGGGUUAUUCUUGUUCUUGUUCUUGAAUGCAGAUCAAACGAACGCAUCUCAAAAC
This is a messenger RNA of Tricharina praecox, 1365 nucleotides long. RefSeq names its product MED6 mediator sub complex component-domain-containing protein. The record is from RefSeq and is a predicted model, not a curated record. The transcript has 3 exons. Gene Ontology annotation, molecular function: transcription coactivator activity. The coding region runs from base 306 to 1232 and encodes 308 amino acids. Gene Ontology annotation, cellular component: core mediator complex; mediator complex. Lineage: Eukaryota; Fungi; Ascomycota; Pezizomycetes; Pezizales; Pyronemataceae. Gene Ontology annotation, biological process: regulation of transcription by RNA polymerase II.